Gallus gallus (chicken) is the source of this 7895-nucleotide messenger RNA. It is a transcript of the gene PRKAG2, whose product is annotated as protein kinase AMP-activated non-catalytic subunit gamma 2. The coding region runs from base 6182 to 7168 and encodes 328 amino acids. The record is from RefSeq and is a predicted model, not a curated record. The transcript has 13 exons. NCBI's taxonomy places the organism in Eukaryota, Metazoa, Chordata, Aves, Galliformes, Phasianidae.
ACCGUGCUCCAAUGAGCUUUGCAGUGGCUGAAGAGUCCUGCACGCAUUGCUGAGAUGCCACUUUAGAGAAGGAUACAAUUUUACUUAGGAUCGUCUUUUAUCUCCCUUGAAAAGAGCAGAUGAGAAGGCUAGCAGCCAAGGAGAACAGAUCAAAAAGAAAUUCACAGUGUGAGCUGCAGGGUUUUGAGUUCCUGCUGCCUCAGGAGUCUGAGAUCACUGGGACAACUGCAGUCUGAUGGCACUGGUUGCUGUCACGCUGUCUGCCCCAGAUCACAGUACAGAAGGGCGGAACUACCCGGGUACUUAAGCAGGCCCCAGGUAGCAGCAGUGUCUUUGUAGGAGUUGCUCCUUUGCUCUUUUGCUCCUGGGAAUGCAGGAACUCAGCAGUUACAGGAAAACGUGAAUUCCAAGCUCUGAUUUCUCCUCUGCAACAUCUGCACUGCAUGUCUUUGCCUUCCUACCACCCCCCCCCCCUCCUCUGUCCAGCCUCAGCCUCACAGUAAUCACUGUUCUCUUCUUCUGUGCUCCUCUGCCUUCUGGAUAUGCUAAGCCAGCAGUCCCACAUUUCCUCCAUUGUGUUCCAGCACCUCCACAGGAGUGGCUGCAGCCAUUACGCCGUGUGUGUCUGGGUGCUGUGACCACUCUUAUAAAUAAUAGACAUUUUCACUCACUUCUCAUUACGUCCUGUUGUAUACGAAGCCAACUUCAUUGUUCUAGACUAAGGAAGCCAGACUCCUUGCAGAAUAAACACCUUCCUGUUCUGCCGCUAUGCAAAAGUAAAGAAUAAAGAAUACUGAAUAAUAUCAAUCUUACACGCAUUAGGAACUCCAGCAGUAACCUUCCUCCAGACCAUUCACUGCCUUUCCAUGUAAAGAGCAGGCUUAGGAUAUACAAGUUAUGAAAUUCAGAGGCUUGCAGAACACGGGAAUGUUUGUGGUAGGCUUCAGUCUGUUGGUCAUAUCCUUGGCGUGUGAAUGUGGUUUCUGUUCAGCUGCUACCCAGGGGUCAGUUGUAUCUGCUAGAACAGCAACUGAAAGACAGAUCUUAUUUUUUAUUUGUUUUUAAUGAUUUUCUGCUUGGGACAAUAAAGAAACAGAAUUCUUGGCAAGUAUUUAUCAGCUGUUGUGGUUCUGUGUCUGUACAAGAGAGUCUGGAUGGAAACUCAAUAUAUUGAACUCAAUUAUCUCCUAUUCAACAGAUGCAGAAAAACAUAUAUAAGAUACAUAGGAUGUACAACACCUGACUUUCUUUGUUUUGUAUACUUUGUUUUUGUACUCUUUGUUUUAUAUCUAUCUCAUUUAUAAGAGUGAGUGCACAGGGCGGCAGUGAAUUGUUAAGUUUUCAUUUCACCAAGUCAUUUCCCUUCGUGUUCCCUUACAAAUGUGGCAACACCCUCAAUACUGCAUUUCAGACAUUUCAGUUAUUCUGAGUCAUGGGUUAAAUAGUUGUUUUCACAGUGAAGAUGUAAUAAACAGAUCGAGGUCCAUUUCUUGUUUACUUAGAUGGCUGUUUCUUGGCAUAGUGAUUCCAAAAGUCUUAAAAGCAUUAUAAAUUAUAGGAUGAAUGGUUUCACAGUGGUCACUCUGUAAUGUGUUCAGUUUAAUGACAGAGCGGCUUGUAUGUUGACAAUUGAAAGGAGAAGUUGACUCUUAUCUACAAGGGCUCUGUCAACUCAAAUCUCAUUACGUUGUUUAAUUAGUGACGAUAAUGUGUGUGAUCCUAAAACAAUUAUAAAUGAUUCAUGAUUGCGGAAUAUGCUGCAAUAGCAAAGAGGAACUCUUGGAGCCAGAGCUGCAAGUAUUGCUGAAAAAAAAAACCAACAAAUGAACCAAUGGAUGGGCAUAGAAACAUGUAGCACCAGGGCUUGGAACUCAUCUUAGCCCAUUUUUGCAUCCACCUGCAUUUGAAGCUGAUUGUGUGCUUGCUUUUUAUACGUCUGAGGCUGUGCCACCAAACGGUUAAAUCUGCUCAAAAAUAGAGAAGAAUAAAGAUAUUUGUUUCCCAGCAGAUGUAAUCAGCACUUUUGUGUUUUGGUGGCACUCAGCAUGUAUCUCGCUGUGACUUUUAACCCUUCUAUUCUGGUAAGGGGAAUAAAAAUCAGGAGACAGUCCCUGACAGAGGGAGACACUGCUUCUACAGGGAGCAUCUCAGUGCAGUGCAUGGACCUCAGCAGAUAACCCCAUGCUAAAUGGGUGCCUGCGAUAAUCACUCAGGCCUGGAUUUAUCCUGCCUAAGUUUAGAAACCUAUCUGAGCUGCUUACGUUGGUUGUCUCCAUAUCUCAGAGGAUAAAGCAGUUGUUCAGAGGGUUGGUCAGCACUCUGCCCCACUCACAACUGAGGGACUCUGGGUGCUGCGUUUCUGACCGUGGUGUUUCUGUUGGGUGCCCAAAGCAGAUGUGUGAGGCUGGGCCAGGCCACGGCAGCAGCUCUCAUGGGCAUCCCAAUGGCUGCAGAGGUAUUCCUGGUGGUGGAGUUAGGAGCUUAGCAUGAGAAAUCAACUGAUAAGAAAUCAAAGCUACUCCAAAAGAUUAGGGUGCCCCACCUGAAAUAGGGAAGGAGCGACUCGAUUUUUUGCUGUACAGUUCAUGACUUUGUACUUUGGCCUUGUGCUGUUUGGACUGUGUAACCUUCAGGCUGUUAAGUGGUGAAUGAUAACUCCCCUCUAAUGUGACAUUACUAGCCAUGAAAGGAAUGCAGAGAGGUUGCAAAUUCAGUAACCAACACGUCUUCCCUGUUUCCGCUUUGCCCCGUUUUGAAGAGGAAUGCAGUGUGUUGAGCUUGGCGUGGUUGUAUCCUUCUCAUUUUGUGCUUUCUUCUUCCACUGACACUCAAGGCACCGUGAAAAUAGCAGUAUUCUGCCUCCUGCAAACACAUGCAUUUUUGUGGUGCAUCAUUUCCUGGCCUUUAUGAGUUUCCUCUUUCUCUGCAUGAGGAGUUAUGGCCAGAGUAAGAUGCCAGCUCCAAACUGAGCUCUCUUGUGGUGAAUACAUGAGGGGGGCUCCCUCUGCUCAGAAGGGACCAAAGCAGAACAUACUUACAAACAGCCCCUUCCAUAUGGUGAACCACUGCUCUCUAACCAAGUUCCAAGCCUAAUAAUUUCCCAGAAUUUUCUUAAAAAGAGAGUAUCUCAGGCAGAAGACAGUGACACGUACACUGAGCUUGUGUCAGCACAUCCUCUUCAAGCCACAUAUGUAGGACGCAGGAGAAACUGGAAGAUACAGUUGGCAUCCAUUUUACACAGUCAGUGCCACUCAGCUCCUGGAAGAGGAGAAGUACAGUCUGCAGCCGGGCCCCUCCCUUCCAGUGGCAGAAACACAGAGGUAAAGAGAAAAUGGUUUCUGCAGCUACCUGCUUGUUCAGCAGCAGCAUUUUCCUGUGAGGCUAUUUGUGCUGUUUCUCAGCCAGAAUGUAGUAAACUCAAAAACAGGGCUGUUAACUUGUUCGGCGUGAAAGACUCUUACAUCACACCCUGCUGCUGGCAGGCAGCCUGGGAACCAGGAUAUGUGCAGCAGGUCCUCCCGUCUGGCUCUCUCCAAAAAGCCAUGGCACCUAUCAGAGCGCCGUGAUCAGCCUGGCUGAUGAAAGAGAUUUAAAUCUGAUGAAGAGAACUGAAAAUGUCCUUUGAUUCUGAUGUUGUCUUUAAAAAAAAAAACAACACAGGCUGGGAGAAAUGGAAUCCAGUCUGCGAAUGUGCAGUAACUCUCUAUUUCAGCAUUCGUGUGGUUUAAGGAAGUAAAUGAGUGCCAAGGCAUUACUCUGAUUCAGCUUUGAUUUAUACCACAGUAAACUGAUCACGGAACCUAGAGCCAGCAAGGCAGUCAUUUUCCAGUGAGAAAGCUCUGGCAGUGUUGCUGUGUCCAGACUAGUUCUAAGUGCUUUAACACCAGCACUGCUUCUGGGAGAUGAUUCUGUUCUCUAAUAGAUCCUCUGGGCUCCAAUAAGCCAGCUGGGUUGCAACAUUCUUCCUAAUGCAACUGCUGCUGUCCGUGUGAAAGUGCAUUUAAUGUACAAAUGGAACAUACUUGUCCAACAGUUGGCACGUAAGUGAUUAGUUGCAAACCUAGUAAAUCAACAGCUUUGUGAUUAUGUGUAAUUUAAUCACUUAACAAUUACACACCAUGUUAAUGGAAAAAAACGUCCUGAGCCUACCUGAUUCGUUUUGUCUGCUUUGACAGAGCGUCAGGAUGGUUCCACUGAGCAGAAUGACUUCACAUCAUCGAAAGUCCAUAGUGAGAUUCAGUGGGAAGUAAAACCUCAAUGAGCCAGUAAACUUGCUCGGAAACGAACAGACCUAUUCUACUAAUAUUCUGUUCUGUCCCUUUACCUCCUCCCUAUUAGUCUUAUUCUUUUACCACAUUUGGUAUUUUUAUCCCCAUUUAAAAUACGCAACAGACAUCUUGCUAAUGAUUUUAUAUUGAUUAUUUUGCUUUUUCUAGAGUUACUCAUUUGGUUUAGGAGGAAAAAGAUACAGUCACAACCUCCUGUAAUGUCAGUUUCCUGAUAUAAUUGUAAUUGCAUUCUGGUUGCAGCAUUUGGAUUCUUGGCAAUCAAUCAUAGGAUGCAGAGAAUUUACAUUGUGUAAUUUUUUUGCCCUGAGGAAAUGCAUGUCUGUCAGCUUGUGGCUUUUUCAGCAGAGCAAAUUUAUGCAGCUACCUAUGGGUGUAGUCUGUGCCAAAUUUAUCUUAACAGCAUAAACUCCUCCGAUUCCUGUUCCUGCCAGUUCUGGAGCCCAAGCAGAAAGGCCAAGAUGAAAGGAUGAGAAGCCACAAUACGGAGUCCCAUCAAUUCUCAGCUGCUUUGGCAGUGCUUGUAUGACUCUAAGUAACCAAGACAAUUAGAACCAGAGCACCUGUGUGUGCCUCUACGGUACACAUUGGUACCAAACUCAUGACCCCAGAAUCCCGAGUGGGAAGUUUCUAGUUUGAAGCUGAAAGCAAAGUUACCUUUAUCACCCUACAUCCUGCACUAUGCGUGGCAGUAGUACUCAUGGUACUACUCUUCUAUUAAGAGUGAGCUCUGUUAGUGGUCACAGCCUGAUACCUCAUUUCUGACUUAAGGUACAGGUUUAGUGUAAUAGAGCACUGCUGACAGUAUCUUACCAACUAUUUCUCAGGAAAACAAUGAUGUACCAUGCGUGCUUGUGCAUAAAGCAGCAGGGAAUAUAAACCAAAGUCUUUCCAUUAGAACAGAGCUUUGUACGCACACUUCUGAAACUUCUCUGUUGCAGCAUUCCUUCUCACGUAUUCAGCUAGAUGGAAAAUAUGGCUAUAGGAAGGAAGAAAUGCUAUACAGGCUGGGAUCCUUGGGAGGGAACUCUAUGAAUUCCUCAUCCAUCUCCAUCUCUCUUGGCUCUGUUUCAUCCAUACUGUAUUGUUGGAUUCUGUAUCUUUAACAGCCAGCAGAGCUUUACAGAGUGUAAAUCCCUGGCUGAUACCAAAGGGUCACAGGCUACACAAAGUGGCCAUAUCCCUUUCUCUUCUCCCCACAACACUGCCUUACCCCUUCCUCUGUUUGGAUUAAACAGAAUGUUGAAGUUAGGAGAUAAAAGGGGGACAUCUCGAGUAACCCUCCCUUCCGUACAGCUUCUGCACUGUGGCAUUUGUAUUUUAGUGUCACUAUCUGCCAGUACACGAGGAGAGCAACACGGCUCUGCAGAAACACAGCUCGUAUCUGUGGUUCUUUUUCUUUUAAGAUAACAAUCAACCAAGUUUGGCCAUUUGAAAGUCAGCUGCAUGGGCUGCUGACUCAGAGGAGUCAGCAGGAGUCAGUCAGGAGGACCAGAUACCAUCUUGGCAGCAGCUUGGAAAAAUGUUUCCAUUGUGCUCCCGAAAUGAAUGCAAAAUAUUUAUUCCUUGAGCUUGUUCCCAACAGCAUUCUUAGCGGGCACUGAGGGCAGGGCUGUGCGGAAGACAUUUUUAGGAAGACAGUAAUGAUUUGUGCAGUGCCCGAGGUAUGAAUAAUCAUAUUUUAUGAUUAACAAAGAACAGAAGUCCUACAGCACAGAGUGUGUAAGCUGAAGCGUAGAAAGGUGAAGUAACGGGGUGUAGGGUGACAGAAUUUCUGCAUCUCCUGCUGUGGAAGGGAUCCACGAGGAUCACAGAGCCUGACUCCUGAACAGACCAUAAAAAAGGCGGCGGCAGCGGCUCCGGCUCCCUCUCAGCUCCCGGCCGCCUCCGAAGGGAUGCUGGAGAAACUCGAGCUCGAAGAUGAAGCACUUGAAGAGUCGGAAAGUGACAUUUAUGUGCGAUUCAUGAGGUCACACAAGUGUUAUGACAUUGUUCCAACAAGCUCUAAGCUUGUUGUUUUCGACACUACGCUACAAGUAAAGAAGGCCUUUUUCGCCUUGGUGGCAAAUGGUGUGAGAGCAGCUCCACUGUGGGAGAGUAAAAAACAGAGUUUUGUAGGAAUGUUAACAAUUACAGAUUUCAUUAACAUACUGCAUAGAUACUAUAAGUCUCCAAUGGUUCAGAUCUAUGAAUUGGAGGAGCACAAGAUAGAAACCUGGAGGGAACUUUAUUUACAAGAGACGUUUAAACCUUUAGUGAACAUCUCCCCAGAUGCAAGCCUUUUUGAUGCUGUAUAUUCAUUGAUCAAAAACAAAAUCCACAGAUUGCCAGUUAUAGAUCCCGUCAGUGGAAAUGCACUUUAUAUACUUACCCAUAAAAGAAUCCUCAAGUUCCUCCAGCUUUUUAUGUCAGAGAUGCCAAAGCCUGCCUUUAUGAAGAAGAAUCUGGAUGAACUUGGAAUAGGAACUUACCACAACAUUGCCUUCAUACAUCCAGACACUCCUAUCAUUAAAGCCUUGAAUAUAUUUGUAGAGAGAAGGAUAUCGGCAUUACCUGUUGUGGAUGAGUCAGGAAAAGUUGUAGAUAUUUAUUCCAAAUUUGAUGUAAUAAACCUUGCUGCUGAAAAAACCUAUAAUAACCUAGAUAUCACGGUGACACAAGCCCUACAGCACCGUUCUCAGUAUUUUGAAGGUGUUGUAAAGUGUAGUAUGCUGGAAACACUGGAGACCAUUGUUGAUAGGAUAGUGAAGGCUGAGGUUCAUCGUUUGGUGGUAGUGAAUGAAGCAGAUAGCAUUGUGGGUAUCAUCUCCCUUUCUGACAUUCUACAGGCUUUGGUACUCACACCAGCAGGUGCCAAACAAAAGGAGAAUGAAAGUGAAUGACUGCUGUGAAUGUAUAAACGUUUGUAGGAGAAUCUGAACAAAGUUUCUGGGUCAAGUUUGUCUCGAGAACAGUGACUGCAAUAGAACAGAGCAGGAUGGUUGAGAAUGUGUUUUGGGACUUAGUGAUGGAUGAUGAGUCUAUUCCCCCCCAGUGAUGUCGCAAAAAAACAAAGCAGCAUGACAAAAGCUUAUGUUACAAUGUAGGCUUGUAUUUCAAAACGUCUUCAGAACAUUUGCUGGAAGACUUCACACGAUGUCCUUCAUUAAAAUGCACUGUAUUCUGAACCUUUUUCAUUUUGUAUUUGACAGAAGUCACUGGUCAGCAAUGGAUAUAUGUGACAUAAGGCAAGUGUAUGGCAUAUUCAUAUCAUAGUGCCUUAUGUCAAAAUACAGCAAUAUGUCAUCACUGUUGCCCAUCACUGUCAAAGGAAGUAUUGUGUUAAAUGAGACACUGUAUUUGAAUGUGAAAGUCUUUAAACCUAAACCAAAUCAGUUUCAGUUCUCAUUAGACUUGUCAUAAAAGCUGUAAUUUGAAUAUCAGUAGACUUCUUUAAAACUUUAAUGACAGUUUUGUGUUAAAUGUUGCAUUCUGAACCGAGAUGUAAAACGAGACUGAUUUUAAAAACAGCUUUAUUUAUUUUUACUUUCAUGACAAUUUUUUACACAUCUUUGGUGGAUAGCUAAGAUUUCACCAUAUCCAUUAAUAAACUGUUGAUUGUUAUACAAA